AUGGUACUACGCCUCACGAAUUUUUGUGGAAGACCAAACCGUCGCUCGGACACAUGCGUGUUUUUGGAUCGCGCGGCUGUGUGUAUGUCGACCAAGCAAACAACCGAUGAAGGCGAUGGCAUGGAAGUAGACGACGCGAACAAUACUGAUGAUGUUACUUCGGACCAAGUGGUUGAUCCAGUUUUCGAUCCAUCGUCAUCUCGCCUAGAUACUCUUGGCAAGGAGGGGAAUUAG
Peronospora matthiolae is the source of this 234-nucleotide messenger RNA. NCBI's taxonomy places the organism in Eukaryota, Oomycota, Peronosporomycetes, Peronosporales, Peronosporaceae. The record is from the annotation of a GenBank genome assembly.